ACCUUCGAGCCUCCGGAUAUGUCCUUAGAAUUUGUCCUGUGCUUGCUCAAAUUUGUACAGUUCAAUAAGGAUGGCAACCUAUGCGGUACUCCAUUAGUAACACGACUGUUAUCCACCGCCGUCCUCAAACACUGCCUUUCAAGAAGGUAUAUAUAAGUUUGCACAUACAGAGUUGGCUUGCACAAGCCAUUUCAUUAUUACCACAAUGACAACAGAACAUCUUCAUCCUCAUCACGAGAGUCACGACUAUGUUGCGGCGAACCAACAGUUCUUCGAUGGUCGGGCAGAAACCAUGGACGAAUUCCCUGGAGCCAAAGAAAUGGCAAAGAGGGUAGUUCGUGCAAUGGUAUCGAAGUAUCCACCUCUUUUCAAUGAGGAUACAACUACCGCGAUGGACUAUGCUUGUGGUAAUGGCUUGAUUUCCAGGGAACUCUGUCCUCACGUGAAGUCAAUCGUCGGCGUUGAUAUCAGUCAAGGAGUUGUCGAUCAGUACAACCUACGCGCCUCUAAUCAAGGCCUUGAGCCGACAGAGAUGAAGGCCAUACGCGCGGAAUUGAAAGGUGAAGACACUGAACUUGACGGCACCAAGUUCGAUAUCAUUGUGUGUUCAGCAGCCUAUCAUCAUUUCCCCUCUGUCGAUGACACCACUCGUAUUCUGACUUCGUUCCUGAAGCCAGGAGGAUCCCUCUUAGUUGCAGACCUCAUGAAAAAAGACGAUGGUCGAGAAAUCUUCGCCAAAGACCAUCACCAUGUCGUUGCACAUACCGCCGGUUUCGGUGAAGAGGAUAUGCGUCAGAUAUUCACCAAAGCCGGUCUAGUAAACUUUGACUUCAGCCAUAUCACGGCGGUCAAGCUUCAUGGUAACGACAUGGAUGUCUUCCUGGCACGAGGCGUGAAGCCAGUGCAGUGAUUUCAAGAUAUAUCUGUAUUGGUGGAGAUACAUUGAUGAUACUUGUACAAUACCUUAGGCUACGAUACACUAUGGGUUAGAGGUGCUAUCAAUACGGUAUA
Somion occarium is the source of this 1011-nucleotide messenger RNA. The record is from the annotation of a GenBank genome assembly. NCBI's taxonomy places the organism in Eukaryota, Fungi, Basidiomycota, Agaricomycetes, Polyporales, Cerrenaceae.